CAUGGAGGAGGUGGCGGUGAAACACCUUCACGAUGUUGCCUCGCACAAGCUGUUUGACGUGGACCUGCUCGCCCCAAAGAUGGCAAGCGCCAGGCUGGCCAAGGCAUUGCGCGAUGCGCUGCCUAUUGAUCCUUCAUUGUGCAUCGAGAGCUCCGCCUCUGUCCACAUCAACGGCAAGGCUGUUUACAUUGGAGACGUCGUUGCAUUUAAGAAUGAGCAAGGCGGCCUCGGUGUCGGUGAAGUGUACAUUCAUGCGCAGAUAGGUGGUCGUCUCGUGAGCGUGCUUUCAAAAUGGACGGUUUCCGAAUUGCACGCCUCGCACGCCACAUGCACCGUUCGCGCUGCUCCUCGUGUGUUCCCGUUGCAGAACAUUUUUGAGUCGUGCAUUUUCCGCGCUGCGGAAGGUUUCGCAUCCCAAGUUUUACUCCCAGGGAGGCUUCAACUAUACAUGAGGUCUUGACUUUCGGAUGUAGUUGGCCCGCAGGCCUCAGGCGGCAACCCAUUGCUGAAAAUAUUUAAUGAACGCUGGCAUCGUCAAUAACAACAUCGCAUAU
This is a messenger RNA of Prorocentrum cordatum, 554 nucleotides long. NCBI's taxonomy places the organism in Eukaryota, Dinophyceae, Prorocentrales, Prorocentraceae. The record is from the annotation of a GenBank genome assembly.